CACUAGCUCCGCCCCUUCUCUCUACGGAGGCGGCAAUCGCGAUGAAGCCGCCGAGAGACUGGCUUUGUCCCAGAAGGGGGCGGGCAACUCCAGGAGAAGGGCUGCUUCGCCAGGCGACGGCUGAGGAGGCGGAGCCCCGUCGCGCGGCGGGGGCAGGGGGCGGAGCGGGCACGAGUGAGGAGUGCUGGGGCCUGUUCUGUGUCAGUCGUGCGUGUGUCUGUGAGUGUGUGGAAGAAAAGAGGGGCUCGAGCCGCUCCAGGACUCCCCCCUCCCGCAGCGCUUAAGGCGGCUCCCUCCCUCCCUCAUUCCUCUCCCUCCCCCCUCUCCCAGACUUCGCCAUGGAGGAGGCAUCCCGGCUCCUCGCAGGGCUCCAGCCUCCUCCCGGAGCCGCUGGAGAUCCUCCCCACCGACUCCAAGCGCCUCCGGGCCCGCCCCAGCCCCAGGCAGCCCCCGGACUUCAGGACACGGGUGACAUCUUGCAGCAGAUCAUGGCCAUCACUGAUCAGAGCUUGGACGAAGCGCAGGCCAGGAAACAUGCCUUGAAUUGCCACCGAAUGAAACCUGCUCUCUUCAGCGUGCUAUGCGAUAUUAAAGAAAAAACAGUGUUAAGUAUACGCGGUAUUCAGGAAGAAGACCCCCCUGAUGCUCAGCUAAUGAGACUAGAUAACAUGUUGCUGGCUGAGGGUGUCUCCGGGCCUGAGAAGCGGGGAAGAGGAGGACCUGCGGCCAUAGCAGCAACAUCAGGUGGCUGUCCAAAUGACAAUAGCAUUGAACACUCUGACUACAGGGCCAAGCUGUCACAGAUCCGACAGAUAUACCACUCUGAGCUAGAGAAAUAUGAACAGGCUUGCAGUGAGUUCACCACCCAUGUUAUGAAUCUGCUUCGGGAACAGAGUAGGACCAGACCAAUUUCACCCAAAGAAAUUGAGCGCAUGGUGAAUAUAAUUCAUGGAAAGUUCAGCACCAUUCAGAUGCAGCUGAAACAGAGCACGUGUGAGGCUGUUAUGAUCUUGCGCUCACGGUUUCUUGAUGCAAGGCGUAAACGGCGUAACUUCAGCAAGCAGGCAACAGAAGUCUUGAAUGAGUAUUUUUAUUCUCACCUGAGUAAUCCUUACCCCAGUGAAGAAGCCAAAGAAGAGCUAGCAAAGAAAGGAGGCAUCACAGUCUCGCAGGUCUCUAACUGGUUUGGUAACAAGAGAAUCCGGUACAAGAAAAAUAUGGGGAAGUUUCAGGAGGAAGCUAACAUUUAUGCAGCCAAAACAGCGGUGGAUGCAACCAAUGUGGUGGCCCAGGGCAACCAAACAAGCUCUCCACCCACCCCAAAUUCUGGUUCCUCUGGGUCAUUUAAAAUGACAAAUUCUGGAGAUUCCUUUAUAAAUCUGCAGUCACUCACUUCCUACCAGAACUCGCCAGUGGGAGCCAAUGUGCAGUCACAGAUGGAUUCCUUACACCAUGUCAUACACCAGGCAGGAAGAUAUGACAGCAUUGUGGGGAACCCUCUAUAUUCAACGCAGCGUAUUGAUGCUAAUGGCAGCUGGCAGGAUGCUACUACCCCUUCAUCAAUCACUUCACCUGCCGGAGAUCCCGGAAGCAUUAAUUCAGAUGCGUCUAAUUAAAAUUUUUAGGACCUGUUGAGGAGAGGAAAGAGGUCGUUAGUGUAACUUGUCAAUGUUGCUCUUUUUUUGCCAAUACUUUUGAUUCUACAACUUGACACACACAGCUAAUUACCUCAGACAAAAUAAAAAUAAAAAAGAAAACCAAUAGAAGAUUGUGAUUAUAUAUGGACACCUCUCUACCUCUCGGCAUGAUGUGCUUGAGUUCUUCUGGCUUCUGCCCUUUGGGUUGUAAAGGAACUGGCUUCAUUUACCAAACCAAAUUCCUUUUUUAAAAAGAAAUAUCACUUUUAUGCUUAAGAGUCUGAAAGUGUUUCUCCAAUGAACUUUGGAAUUUGUCUCCAUUUUUCCAGUUUAAAAAAAUAGCAACUGAUUUUAAUUUCUAUGUGUUUUUAUUAUAAAAAUUCUGUUCUAGAUGCUAGUUACUAACAAAUAGCCCCUCUUGUAUUGUAACUGUAUGCUCUGUAUUGUAAUUUUGUAUAGGAAGGCUUUUUCUUUGAACUCAUUAACCAGAAGAGGCCAUUGCUUUACCAAAAUGAUUGUUGGACUUUGCUCUCGAAUAGAAACUUCAUCUUCUGUGUCACUCUCAUGUAGUUCUAAUUUAAUGUCUUAGAGUAAACGCAGACUUCCCUGUGAAUAGACUUUUGUGCACUUAGACAAAAUGUUAAUAUCAAAGUCCACCACUUUCAGUUGAAAUUUUAUCAAAGAAUAAACUUCCAAAGUCUUUUUUUUC
Rhineura floridana is the source of this 2346-nucleotide messenger RNA. It is a transcript of the gene PBX4, whose product is annotated as PBX homeobox 4. The transcript is spliced from 9 exons. Gene Ontology annotation, molecular function: DNA-binding transcription factor activity, RNA polymerase II-specific; RNA polymerase II cis-regulatory region sequence-specific DNA binding. Gene Ontology annotation, cellular component: nucleus. The record is from RefSeq and is a predicted model, not a curated record. Bases 339 to 1616 code for a protein of 425 amino acids. Lineage: Eukaryota; Metazoa; Chordata; Lepidosauria; Squamata; Rhineuridae. Gene Ontology annotation, biological process: brain development; embryonic organ development; neuron development.